ACAUAUUGAUUUCUUACUUAAUUCACCCACAAACUCACUCUUCCCACGCACUACAGACCCUCAAAUUAAACUAUUAACCUUAAAACAACCACUGAAGACACAUAGCAGUGAUUAGAAGUGGAUAAAACCAGGGAAAAAAGGAGCUGAUUUGAGAAGAGCUACUAGAGAGCGGAGUUGGUGGCUGGCGGGCGCAAGAGUCAUUGAUAGUGGUGGAGGAGUAGAGAAGUAGCGCUCAGCUGUCCUACAUACCUCGCUCAGCUCUCCGUCUGCAGCCUCUCCCAGCACCUCCCAACGGCCGGUGAGCCCCCACAUAGCCUGGCGAAGACACGGUGUGCCAGAUUGACGUGUGUUUUGAGAACAAGCAUGGUGGAGACGAGGGAGGAGUCAGGCCUGUCCACUCUGCAUCCACUCAGCCCUCCACCCCACGCCUCACAGCUCGCCAUGGAGGGGGAGCCAAAUGAAAAAAAACAGCAGCAGCAGCAGCAGCCACAGAUCAACACAAACACAGCAGCAUCAGCAGCAGCAGCAACAAGAGGUGAUGAGAGCCCGAACAGCACACCUAUGACAGCAGAGGGUGAGGACAGCAGGACAGGGGCAGCAGCAGCAACAGCAGAGACCAAACCAGCACAGCAAGAGACCACAGCAGGCACAACAGAAGUAGCAGCAGCAGCACAGCACAGUGAACAACCACAGGAGAGCAGCACAGCGACAUCACUUAGCAUAGGAGGAGGAGGAGAUGGUGGUGGAGGAGAGGGUGAAGGAGGGAAUGUGUUGGGGCAUGAUGGAGUGGUGGGGGCAGUGCUGGAGGUGCUGCGGGCGGACCGGAGGAUAGUGGCAGGUGCGGGGGAUGGCUCCCUGCCCCCUGAGCUGUCUGAGGAGGCCGAGGGAGACCUGCAUGAAAAGCCAGACUGGGUGGACCGCGAUGUGCAGGCACUGAGGGAGAUUGUAGAAGCUGAACCCAGCCUGAACUCCCGCCUGGACAAACCCUUCCUCCUCUCCUUCCUGAGGGCACGCAAGUUUGACUACGACAAGGCAAUGGCAAUGUUGCGAAGUUACUACAGAGCACGGCAAGAGAAUGCAGACCUGUAUGUCAACCUGGUGCCCUCAGCCCUGGAGUCUGUGUGGCCACUGCACCUCCAGACAGUCCUGCCCACACCAGACACCCUCGGUCGCACUGUGCUUAUCUUCAGAGCUGGGGCAUGGGAUCCGGAGUUGGCCAGCCUGGACGAUGUGUUCCGGUCGCAAGUGGUGGUGCUGGAGCAUGUGGUGCGGCUGCCGGUCACACAGCUGAGGGGUGUGGCGGCCGUGGUGGACUGUGCUGGCCUCUCUAUGACACACGCCUACCACCUCACACCAGCACACAUCAGGCGCAUGAUCUCCGUGAUACAGGAGGUGUUCCCGCUGCGCUUCAAGGCUCUACACUUCGUCCACGAGCCAGCGAUCUUUGACUGGGUGUUCUCCCUCAUCAAACCAUUCCUCUCGGAGACCAUCAAGGGAAGGCUACACUUCCAUGGUGAGGACCUGUCUUCCCUGCACCAGCACAUCCCACCAGAGGAGCUGCCGGAGGAAGUGGGCGGCUCAAUGGGGCCUCUUGACAACUCCUUCCUUGUCGACCAACUCUUGAAGAAUGAAGAAUAUUUUAGAGACCACUUCCAGUAUGGCUUUGAGGCGACACCAGAGCCAGCACGGACAGGUGGUGUGCUGGAGGCUGUCACUGAUGUUGGUUCCCUCCUGGGCAGUUACUACCGGCGGAUUUGCAUUGACUAGUGUUACCGACCUGGCACUGGUGACGACUAGUGCUGGCACCUUGAGAACUUGGUGGAAAUGAGAAGUAGGAGGGAUGGGGUGGGGACUAGUGUGUGUUUGUGUGUAUGUGUGAGUGUGGGUGAGUGAGGCUGAUGUUUGUACAGCCUCCCAAACACUCCUACACUCGCCGAACACUCAAGAGACACACCUAACUUAACCACCCAAAACACUUGACUGGCUUAUGGGAUGGGAAGUGUGUGUGUGUGUGUGUGUGUGUGUGUGUGUGUGUGUGUGUGUGUGUGUGUUCUGGUUGUAAUAAGUAAGCUACACUACUACUACUACUACUACUACUACUACUACUACUACUACUACUACUACUACUACUACUACCAGGAGGGUGGGUGACUAUCCUAUUAAUGACUGUCUGUGCAAUACUCAGGGAUUUAGCAAGUGUCUGUGUGUGUGUGUGUGUGUUUGUCUGUGUGUGUGUGUGUGUGUGUGUGUGACAAAGACUGGUGUGUGUAUGUGUGUAUACUUCCAAGCCAUGUAUACUCAAUGUACAUAGAUGCAGGAAAUACACACAGGGUAAAGUACAUGCAUGCAUGCAUACAUACAUACAUACAUACAUGUCAGUGCAGGGAGAGGUGCAAUACAUACACAAGAUAGGUACUUUUCUAGCAAUAAUAAGUGCGUACAUACAUAUGUGUGCGUGUAGACAAUACUAGAGCAGUGUAUGUGUGUAUCCCAGCACACACACACACACACACACACACACACACACACACACACACACACACACACACACACACACACACACACAGAGGAGAAUGUAAUGAAAAUAAACAUGAACAUUCUUCUUAAGUGACUCGCUGUAGCAUGUAUGAAAGGUGUGUAUAGUAAUGACAUACGUAUAUACAGUACCUCAUGUUCCUUGUUCUCAUUAAAGGAAGAGAUUUAUGUAUGUAUCUAUUAAUUUGUAUAUUUCUCUGUAUAUUUUUUUUUUCAUUUCAGUUCUUUCAUGGUAAUUCUCUCUCUCUCUCUCUCUCUCUCUCUCUCUCUCUCUCUCUCUCUCUCUCUCUCUCUCUCUCUCUCUCUCUCUCUCUUUUCAUGUGAGUGGAAGAAUGGAAGAAAAAAAAGAAGGAAAGUUUGUUAUUGUAAUUCUUUAAGAUAUAGUGUCAGAAUUGAGCAGCUCUCUAAGUGGAAGGAUGUUAAUGUUCUUGGUUAUUGUAAAGGGAGUCCACUUUCCAAAACUGCCCUAAAAAAAGAGAAAAUAAACCUGUGGAACUUCUCUGUCAAGCUCCACCAUGCUCUAUGAAGGCAGUUCAUCUUUCAUAACACACUUUUAUUUUAUUUUAUUUAUUAAUGUUAUGCAGGAGGGAAGCCAGCCAAGAGCAACAAAAUAUUAAAAAAAAGGCCCACGUGAGUGCUGGUUCCCUUAAAAAGUAGUAAAAAAUUAGCCACAAUCAGUGAACAAAUGUCUUGAGACUCUAAUGUUUGGCCUGAAAAGGGACCACAUCUUUCACUCACACAGUUUUUGAGGAUUUUAUUUCAUUUAUUCAUUUUUUUCUAUAUAUAAGAAGCAACUCUGGCAUAGGUUGUUAUAGAAUAUGUGUUGAAGGUAUUUUAUCUGUUUAUUUACUCAUAUUCAUUCCAUUUACUUUAUGUAUGAGGGAAGACUGGCCCAGCACAAGACUUAAGGUUUGAAUGAAGGUCCCAGUCACCCAACACAGAUUAGUCUCUCUCUCUUGUCCUUGAGAAAUACAAAUGCAAUGUAGGAAGGACUUUGUGUGUGUAUGUGUCUGUGUGUCUGUGUAUUUGAGAGGAAAGGAAGGUCUGUGCCUUUUAAGGGGAUAAUUAUACAAGGAGAGACCUUUCCCUACAGUUCAUUAUAUAUAUAUAUAUAUAUAUAUAUAUAUAUAUAUAUAUAUAUAUAUAUAUAUAUAUAUAUAUAUAUAUAUACACUACCCAUAUAUAUUCUGAGAGGCCUUCUUGUUGGAGUGUUUGGUUAAUUUUAAGGGAUUUGAAAAGCUAACCUAAUGUAAACCACUGUACAUAUGUGUGUAUCCAUUAUUGUCAUUGUUGAUGCUCUCUCUCUCUCUCUCUCUCUCUCUCUCUCUCUCUCUCUCUCUCUCUCUCUGAAACACACAUUUUUGCUCUUCUUAUACUAUUAUUGUUCUCUUUUCUCUCCCUUUUCCCUUUCUCUGAGUAUCUUUGAGCCCUUGUCCAGGGUGUCUUAGGUACUCUUGGAUUAAAAGCACUGCCAGCCAUUCUUUCAGCUGUUUUUCUCUCUUCCUUUCCCAUCUGACACUCAGCCCCCUCACAGUCUCACAGUCUGUCUCAAACACUCAUCAGUCAGUGCACUAUCCACCCAUUCCAUCCAUAAAAUUUACCCAUAAUUUAAUUUUUCUACAUUUUUUGCAAAAUUUUCCUCUUUCAUUUUGAAUUUCUAUUAUGUAAUGUGCUAAUUGACAUUUUUUAGUUUGUUUGAAAUAAUCAAGCUUUGUUUUGGUCUGGUUUUAUUAGUUUUUAUUUUACUUUUUCUUCUUUUUGUCCUUAACAUUCAGCACCUCGUCCAGCAUCUCUCUGAUUCACACACCACCACUCACUCUCUCUUUGUGGCUGCAAUUACACGAUGCAUUUUGUUAAGUAGUCUCUUUUCUGCCUUCCCAAACACUCCACACCACACUCCACACCGCACUCCUGCUUCCCAUCAUGCAUUGCUAUAUUCGUUUCAAUCUUUUUUCAUCAUCUGAUAUGUUCUGUUUUCAUCUCGCCUUUGCCUUCUCACACACCGUGACCUUUGUUUACACCCACAUUCCUGCUUCCCAUGCAGAGCUUAGAGGGAAGUGGCCACAACCUCUUCCAUUAAGCAGGAGUUGGUCAUUCCUGUACCCAAUACCCAAUACAAAUGCCCAGGUGUUGUACUACCUAUGAAAGGCUGAGGCAGGUGUAGUGGCUGUCUCACCAAUGUACACUUGUAAAUAUGUUAACUGUAGAAAUCUUUAGCGGUAGGAAAAUAUUACACACACACACACACACACACACGGUACUAUAGUAGGUAAGAGCAGAUAGCAGGUGACUUGUUGGUCGCUACAAGGGUGCUUGUGAUAAGGUGACUUACAGCCAUGAUACCGUCAGACAAGUGAUACAAUGAAAAAAGAAUAAAGAAAGAGAAGAGUGAGUGAGUGAUUGAGGGCGCCACAACAGCCACGGUCACAUGGCGAAAAACACACACACACACACACACACACUAUGGAAGAAGGCAACUGUGAUAAAACAAUUAAGAUACCGACAAACAGACGAACAAACAAACAGGGAGAAGACAAACAGGAUAAAAAGAAAAGAUUGGAUUGUGUGUGUGUGUGUGUAACUACCAUUUAACUCACCCUCAGGCAGUGCAAAUGAGGCUUCCAUAAUUGGCUUGAACAGUGAGAGCAAGAGAUGUGAAGAAUGUUUCCUUGUGACUACCGGGGCCUUUGUCACGUAAGAGAAGAACUGGCCAAGAGCAGCAAAAUAUAUAUGGAAAAAGGCCCAACAGAGAGAGAGAGAGAGAGAGACAAACAGGAGGUGAAAGGAAGAAGCGGAAAGAGGGAGGAACCGUGACAGGGGAGGGGAGGGAAGAGAAAGAACUAAGUCAGGAGAGAGGCAGGCAGCAGUGCAGCACUCGCCACAACCUCAUCAAAACCACAGUGCAUUUGUACACUAAACUAAGCAGAGUGUAAUGUAGAUAUCGUGUUUUAGGCACAAAAUAGUCAUACUACUUGUGACAAAAAAUAAUAAAAAAAUUACUAUAUUUGCAAUCCUAAGUGUGAUAUUUAUACUUAAAAGAAAUAUAUUCAUGGAUAAAUAUUGUCUAUAUAGUUCUUUUCUAUGUCAAAGUAAUAUUAGUGUAUAUUAGGCUCUUGAUAGUGUGUGUGUGUGUCGCAUUAAUUAACUAUCCAGAUUUCAGAUAUACACAGAUAUAUGUAUUGAUAUGUUUACUGGUAUGAUUUAUACUUUAUUAUUUUAUUUUAUUUUUCUCUUAGUUUGGAUUGGUUCAUGGAGUGAUGUGAGUUGUCUGAAUUAGUUGUAGAAGUGUUAACGUUUCAUUCAUAUCAUACUGCUGUGUAUCAAGUUAUGUAUUCUUUGGUUAUGUAUGUGUAUCUUGUGUCUUUGUCAUCGUGUGUGUGUGUGUGUGUGUGUGUGUGUGUGUGUGCGCGUGCGUGCAAGAUUUUAUUGGAGUGUGAGAACAAAUACAGUAUACCAUUGUCUUA
Molecule: messenger RNA, 5999 nt
Organism: Portunus trituberculatus (swimming crab)
Lineage: Eukaryota; Metazoa; Arthropoda; Malacostraca; Decapoda; Portunidae
Product: alpha-tocopherol transfer protein-like
Exons: 9
Coding region: 364-1767 (467 amino acids)
Cellular component (GO): membrane
Molecular function (GO): phosphatidylinositol bisphosphate binding
Source: RefSeq, a predicted model, not a curated record